Molecule: messenger RNA, 1482 nt
Organism: Dujonia railenensis
Lineage: Eukaryota; Fungi; Ascomycota; Pichiomycetes; Serinales; Debaryomycetaceae
Source: the annotation of a GenBank genome assembly
AUGGAACGAGAUUCUAUAGAAUUGAGGAGUGUAAGGACCCAUGUUCGUGGUACUCCAAGCUUAGAAUCCCAAGGUGAGGUUAAUUCUGAAGACCAACCAGCCGGCUUUGAGAAUAUAGUUUCUGACAAUGAAGGAUGUCCUGAUGGUGGAAGGAAGGCAUACUCUGUCCUCUUCGGUUGCUUUAUAGGACUUAUUUCAAAUUUGGGGGUAAUCAAUUCCAUUGGGGCAGUUCAAGCGUACGUAUCUGAGCAUCAAUUGAAAACCGUCCAAACUUCUACUGUCGCUUGGGUCUUCUCGAUUUAUUUGGCCUUGGCAUACGCAAUUGGUCUCUUCAUUGGGCCUGUGUUUGAUCGUAAAGGUACCAAGGGUUUGCUCAUUUGCGCUACUAUCUUGAUUUUUGUGGGUUUCAUUGCAACCGCCAACAGUACUAAUGUCUGGCAGUUCAUUUUGAGUUUGUCGAUUUGCGUAGGAGUAGGUAAUGCGCUUGCAAUGACACCUUUGGUCGGAGUGGUGAACCAUUGGUUUUUUGUCAAAAGAGGUAAUGCUACAGGUAUCGCAACCAGUGGUGGAUCUGUUGGUGGUCUUGCGAUCCCGUUGAUGUUAAGACAUUUGUAUCCAAGGUAUGGUUUCCAAUGGGCCAUUAGAAUAUUGGCAUUUUUCUGCUGUGGGUGCAUGAUUAUAGCUACAAUAUUAGUAGAUGAAAGAGUCAGAAAGACGAAAGAAGAAGUAGAAGAGGAUGAAGCAGAAGAAACUGAUCAUCUAUCAGAAUCAGCUUCAGCAAUUACUAGCGAGGGCGAGAAGAACGUUGGCAUUGCCGAUAAAUUGAUAUCCAUUGUGAAAAUAGUUGGUGUCUCUAUGUACUCUACAAUCGCCAAUCUUUCUUUCAAAUCAUUAAAAGAAUUAAAGUACACCUUUUUGAUCUGCGGUGCUUUCUGUGGUGAGCUUUCGCUUAUACUUAUUGUGACAUAUUUUGCAACUUACGCAAUUGCUCAAGGUGUGCUGGAAUCGACAUCAUACCUUCUUCUCACAGUCUGGAACGCUACAGGUAUUUUGGGAAGGUGGGUUCCUGGAUAUUUCUCUGACUACUUGGGUAAGUAUAACAUGAAUUUGUUGAUGAUCACUGGUCUAGAUAUUUGUAUAUUUGCUCUAUGGUUGCCUUUUGGGUACAGCUUGACUGUCUUGUAUGUAUUUGCAUCGUUUGGAGGAUUUUUUCUGGGCCUGAUCUUGUCUAUGCUACCAGCUUGUUUGGGUCAAAUCAGUCCAGUUAGAGAAUUUGGUGAGCGUUAUGGAUUAUUGCUGGCUUUUUUAAGUAUUGGUAACCUUGUUGGUGUGCCCAUCGGUGCUGCCAUUAUAGGUGAUGGAUCUCAACAUAACUAUGAUAUGUUCGUUGUUUUAGUGGGGGUUUUAUGUACGUUUGGGAUAUUCUUCUGGGCAGUUAGCAGAUACUUCAUUGUUGGAUUCAAGAUAAACGUUAAAGUAUAG